CUCUUCUCGGCACAGAGAGAGAGCCUAUGUGCGGUGGUGGUGCUAUCGCGCGUUUCCCGAUAUCGUUCGGCAACAGAUAAUAAACGGGCGAGGUCGACGCUGAUUCACCGAAGCCUCUGGCUGGCUGAUUCAGCAUGUUCGCAAAAUCCAGAGGCAGCAGCACGACGCCGUGCGACUUGCUUCCCGAUCCGAUACGCAACACAUACGAGAUCGGCAAGCAGUCCGCCACAGCCGGACCGGAGAACGUCUGGCGCAUAUACGAUGGCUAUCGGAAAAAGGACAGGAUGGAGGUCUCGAUCUUUCUGUUUGACAAACGAUCCGUGGAGAAGCUGCACAAGCCGAAACGCCGAGAAACGGUCACGGACAUUCUACGAGCGGGAGCUGCUCAAAUGGAGCGGUACUCGCAUCCGAAGCUUCUUCAGGCGUACAAAGUGGAGGAGUGCGCGGACACGUUGGCCUUCGCGUCGGAGCCGGUCCUCGCCAGCUUAGCGAAUGUCCUGGCGUACAAGGAGCAGUUGGCAAAUACGCUCGCGGCGCAAUCCUCGGGGCCGAUGGGCAAGCAGAACCACCCGCCGACCACCAGCCACCGUUCGACCUUUGUCAAGGAGUAUGAGCUGCUCGAAUUGGAGGUCAAGUACGGGCUUCUACAGAUCACGGAAGCCCUAUUAUUUCUUCAUGGCAACUGUAAAUUUCUCCAUAGAAAUGUUUGCCCGACGAGCAUCAUUAUCACAAAAAGAGGCACGUGGAAGUUAUCGGGGUUCGAGUUUAUCGAGGGUGCCAAGGAAAUACCGAUAACCGUGCAGUCAUGGACGAAGCACAUGCCGAAAAUGACUCAGCCGAAUCUCGAUUACAUAGCACCAGAGGUACAGCAGAAAAAGCUCGGGAGCUUCUCCAGCGACAUGUACAGCCUAGGGAUGACGAUAUGCGCGAUUUACAAUCAGGGCCGGCCACUGAUACAGGCAAAUCACAGCUGCUCGGAUUAUCUCAAGCAACUCGAGACCCUUGACGAUCAAGUUGCCGUUCUUUUGCCACUGAUACCGAUACCACUUCGGGAAGCUGUGACGCGACUUUUGCACAAGGACCCCAAGCAGAGACCAACUGCGCAAGUUUUGACCAUGAUCAAGUUCUUUCAAGAUCCAUUCGUACACGCUCUGCAAUUUCUCGACGUCAGCAAGAUGAAGGACGUGCAUCAGAAGGAGCACUUUUACACGACGACUUUGAGAGAACUUCUGCCGUAUAUGCCAAAGAAACUCUGGUAUCAGCAUAUCUGGACGUAUCUUCACGCGGAGCUGCAGACGCAGGAAGUGCUGUCGGCCGUGCUGCAGCCCAUGCUGUACAUUGUCCAGAACAGCACGAAGGAGGAAUACGAACGGAUUGUGUUUCCCACGCUUAAACCUCUCUUCGCCAAUCGAAAGUCGAUUCAGGGAACCGUCACCCUACUGGAAAAUCUGCACAUCAUCCUGGAGAAGACGCCCCAGGAAUACGAACACGAGGUGCUCUCGACGCUGUACACGUCCUUUGAAAAUUCGACCAUUCAAGUGCGGACGGCCGCGUUCGUGGCCGUGGCACACGUGACGAAUUAUCUCGAAGAUGACGCUAUACGUAAUGUGGUGCUGCCGAAACUACUAGACGCCUUCGAAAAUAAUUUGACGAAUGCUCGGGUACUCAUGGAUGUGGUUCCAUGCAUCCUAAGUCGCCUUGAGAAGCAGAAGAUCAUCGAUUGCAUUCUUCCGCUGCUCUGUAAAAUCAAGCUGCAAGAACCCGAGAUCGUCGUGCGGGUUGUAAAUAUUUACAGGGUGAUGUUGACCGAUAAGAAAUAUGGGUUAUCAGUGAAUUGGAUUGCGACGCAUGCAAUGCCUUCUCUAUUACCGCAAACCGUGAAUCCGAAGCUGAAUCUCGAGCAAUUCAUAUUGCUCCUUGAGGUACUGCAGGAUAUGCUGAAUAACAUUGAGAGAAAUCAGAGGAACAAACUGACGCUCGACAAUCUCUCUUUACCGAGUCCCGACAAGUCUCGACCCUUGCGACACCAAUAUAGCACCGACAACGUACACGUGCCGGCGUUUAACAUUCCCAAUUUGCGCAUCGAGCAACGCAAGACCUCGUCGGCCGAGGACAUGGCCAGAAAGAAUAGCAUUGGAUCCAUAUCAACGGCAUCCGCGGAAAAUAUGGCGCGGAAAAGUUCAGUGGCUGCGAUGUUCGGCGGAUGGUUCAACUCGCCCUCGGCCAACGACAGUAAUUUCCUGCGAGUCGCCAAUACAUUCACCAACAGACGACUGUCGGACAACACCCUGAUGACACCGAAGAUACGGAUAGCGCCGUCCUGCGCGAGCUCGCCAGGUGGGACGCCAGGCACCAGCCUCCCGCUGAUCCGUCGACACUCCAGUACGGGUCCCCAGGACCGACGCGGGUCCAAUAUUAAUUUAUCCCCGCCCACGGGUGGGGCCAUCCGAAUAACAUCGAGAUCUGUUCGCAGGGUGCCCUACCUGCUCAGUUCAAGCUUGAACAGUAUUCGUGGUUCGAGACGGCCGUCCGUGUCCUCGACAUCGUCGCAGCAGGGACUCGGACUACUGCAGCAGGUUGGCUCCAGCAUGGUAAGACAACUACCCCCCAUCUGCCUGAACCUGAACGGACCACCACCACCACCAACACUCUCUCCAUCACUCCAGCUACCGGGACAGCAUUCCCACUGACCCUCCGUUACAGUUAUCAAUUCUUCAAUAGACAACCCGAAGCGUGAAGCGCCAACGAUUGUCGCUGAACGAAGCUCGGACAAGAUCACGGUGGUUGUGGAGUCUCUAAUGAACGCACACCGAUCUCCUUGCACGCUCGGUCAAUCGUAAAGAAUAAAACAAGGAGGAGGUGAUAAUGAAUCGUAGGAGACUCUCGUCCAAGGAUACGUCCCCGUGCAACAAGAUGCGACGAUAAUUCUUUCUUAAUUGGCCUCGAGAUCCCGAGAAGACGCGAAGAUCUCUUAUCGGGAAUUGACGAUUCGAUCUACGUCCCCCAGGAAUAGAUCGUGAUUUGAAGAGAAAUGGAAAGCGGCACUCGCUGCGGAUUAUUCUGGCCAGAUCUGGACCGAGCGAAUGCGAAUGAAAAUGCGAACAUGCGACUGGCCUCGGUGAGUAUUUCCGUUUGCGAUCGUCGAGACGAGAUGCUCAACAAUCCCCAAGUAGAACACAAGUCAUCACGACGUCACAAAUUCCUUAUCCUAAAAUUUCAUAACUUUUCCUUGAUUUUCAGACAAAAUUUCAUGAUUUCACUGAAAAAAA
Molecule: messenger RNA, 3269 nt
Organism: Acromyrmex echinatior (Panamanian leafcutter ant)
Lineage: Eukaryota; Metazoa; Arthropoda; Insecta; Hymenoptera; Formicidae
Gene: bma
Product: SCY1-like protein bma
Biological process (GO): protein phosphorylation
Molecular function (GO): ATP binding; protein kinase activity
Source: RefSeq, a predicted model, not a curated record